AAAUUGUGAGACACUCUAAAAAUACGCAUGUACGUGCAUACAUAAAUAUAUAAAUAUUGCAAAUAUAUUGAGUUGCUUAAUUUUUUUUUUGUUGCUUGCUUCGUCAAGUAGUUUUAUUAAAAGUGCACAACUAGGGAGCUCUAAACAGAAAAAAAAAAAACUUCUAGAGAAGCAAAAGCGACAACUUCGCGGUGUGUUUUUAUUAAUAACUAAAACAGAAAAGAAAAGCUAUUUGUAGCUCAACGCAACCACCACAGAUAAUCGAGCAAAUCAAAAAUGGCUGAAGCUAAUAAGAGGAAUAUUCCCAUAAAACUGGGUGACUUCAGCGUCAUUGACACGGAGUUUAGCAACAUUCGGGAAAGAUUCGACUCUGAGAUGCGCAAAAUGGAGGAAGAGAUGGCCAAGUUCCGGCACGAGCUGAUGAAUCGAGAGGCAAACUUUUUCGAGUCCACAAGCUCUACUAAAAAAACUACGACAACAACCAGCUCCACGACAAACUCGGCACUGCCAUCGCGAAUCCCCAAGCAACAGAACUACGUGUCCGACAUCAGCUCACCCUUGAUACAGGAUGAGGGCGACAGCAAAGUGCUAAAGCUCCGCUUCGACGUCAGUCAGUAUGCACCCGAGGAAAUAGUGGUGAAGACCGUUGACCAGAAGCUAUUGGUGCAUGCCAAGCAUGAAGAGAAGUCGGACACGAAGAGCGUAUACAGAGAAUAUAACCGUGAAUUUCUACUGCCCAAGGGCGUGAAUCCCGAGUCCAUCCGUUCGUCCCUCAGCAAGGACGGAGUUCUAACUGUAGAUGCGCCGUUACCCGCCCUCACCGCAGGCGAGACAUUGAUUCCUAUUGCGCACAAGUAAAGGCCAUUACCCCAUCCCAACCGAUACCACUUUUUGGAGCGAGAGAUGAAGGAUGAGGUUAUAAUCAUGCCGAUAACAUUGGAGUUGAGUGUCCUAUCAACUAAUUAACUUUUUGGGUUCUGACUUAAAGCUAUAAUAUGAUACUGACUUACUACUCAUAAUUAACUUAAAUGUAAUUCAAAUUAUUAUUAAAUUUGAUUAAAU
Molecule: messenger RNA, 1062 nt
Organism: Drosophila subobscura
Lineage: Eukaryota; Metazoa; Arthropoda; Insecta; Diptera; Drosophilidae
Product: heat shock protein beta-1
Exons: 5
Coding region: 277-858 (193 amino acids)
Biological process (GO): response to heat; protein refolding
Molecular function (GO): protein folding chaperone
Source: RefSeq, a predicted model, not a curated record